Messenger RNA from Aspergillus uvarum CBS 121591, 939 nucleotides. RefSeq lists its product as uncharacterized. The record is from RefSeq and is a predicted model, not a curated record. The transcript has a single exon. NCBI's taxonomy places the organism in Eukaryota, Fungi, Ascomycota, Eurotiomycetes, Eurotiales, Aspergillaceae. Bases 1 to 939 code for a protein of 312 amino acids.
AUGGGUGAUACAGCAAUUGAGCAAGACCAGAAUUUCGACGGGGAUUUCGAACCUGGCGAUAACAGCCCUGAUUUUCCUUCCGGCGGGCUAAGUUGGGAUUUCGGAUUGGCCCCUGCUGGAGACGCAGGCAGUUCGUUUCGCGUGCAGAAUGACCCGCGUGCGCCUUAUCAGCGCAGCAACGUGAUCGAGCGUAAAGGUACAAUCGACAUCCGCUGUUCUUGUCUCGACGUGAUUCAUGGCAUAAUGAGCGAGCAUGGAGACGAGCGAUUUGCAACCCUGCUCGUGCUUGAAUUCCGGUUUGACGUGCGGAAACGCGCCCGGCGAGUUGAAGGGGUCCAGAUCGCCCUCGAAUUUAAGGCUCGGGAGGCAGGCGAGGACGGUCCUGAAGUCUAUAAGAUCGCUCCAGAUGGUAACUUCAGCCUUGUCCCCACAAACCAACGAGAAGAGAUAAAGAGAUCGAUUGAGGGCCAAGCGGGAGCUACAGCACCGGUGGGAGGACUCAGUAUCACCGGGACGGUCGGUUGGGAAAAGACCACCAGCCGCGAGACGGAGGACCACUGCACGGUGGUGGGAUCGCGGGACUUGGUGGGCCGCAAUUGGGGGCCGGCGAACAGCGCAUCCUGGACGCUUUUGGAGAACUCAUCCGCCAAGAGUGGCGUUCCUUCCUUGCUACACACCGCCGUUCUGCUACGGAGGGAGGAUGAGCAACCAUUCGAGUGUGUGGUGAAGCUCACGGCCGAUGUUGUCACCGGUUGGCGGGAGCGGCUUUGGGGAGGCAAAGGACGAGUCCCUAAAGAUGAUCCGGUCCUUUUCGACCCCCUGCUGGACCCAACAAACUAUUUGCAGGAAUAUGAUGUCUACAAUCUGGAACAGGUUGAUUUGGAGGGGCUGUGCAGGAUCACGCACAAGCGGCAUUGGCAGGACGCACCUAAGCAGUAG